Messenger RNA from Diuraphis noxia (Russian wheat aphid), 545 nucleotides. RefSeq names its product ATP synthase subunit epsilon stunted (gene sun). Gene Ontology annotation, cellular component: mitochondrial inner membrane. Gene Ontology annotation, biological process: proton motive force-driven mitochondrial ATP synthesis. The record is from RefSeq and is a predicted model, not a curated record. NCBI's taxonomy places the organism in Eukaryota, Metazoa, Arthropoda, Insecta, Hemiptera, Aphididae. Gene Ontology annotation, molecular function: proton-transporting ATP synthase activity, rotational mechanism.
CCAUAUGUCAUAGCAUUAUAUUGGAUAAAAAGUUUUAGUUCGAUUCGGUGCAUCCUAAAUUCACUCACCAAUCAUCUCUGUCAUCUUCCUAGAUCCGGAUAUUAUUUCAUUUUGCUAUUUGCUAGUCACUCGCCAGUCGACAUUCACCGUGGACAGCUAUCACCAUGAGUUACUGGAGGRCCGCUGGAUUAAACUAUGUUAAUUAUUCCAACAUCGCUGCAAAAGUUGUACGAAGGGUGUUGAAACCAGAACUCCAAGCCAAUGCAGCUAAACGCGAUGAAACACACGUAAAAUUCACCCCAUGGGUYAAGGGAAAGCCAUCCAGCCAGUGUGUAUCAGCAGCAAUUUGAACUGCAGUUGAAUCUGAACCUAGGUCAUCAAUACCAGCCUUCCAAUGAACAAAUCCUCCAUAAAUACUUCUACAUGCACUUCCACUACCUUGUCUUGCAAUAGAUGGUAAAUCUUCAUCAACCAAGCCAAAAGCAUUAGCCAAUGUAUAAACUGUUAAAAAUAUUUAAAAUCAUUAGAAAUUUUUUAAGGCUUAA